Molecule: messenger RNA, 2862 nt
Organism: Clonostachys rhizophaga
Lineage: Eukaryota; Fungi; Ascomycota; Sordariomycetes; Hypocreales; Bionectriaceae
Source: the annotation of a GenBank genome assembly
AUGGCUGGUUCCAAGAGCCAAAAGUCGCUUGACGACUCAAAUAAGAAGCGCAAAAGGGAUACAGGCGAAUUCGAUUUGAAGACAAAGCGGCAUAGAAAAGACGAGAAGAACAGUACCUCCAAAGCCAAGGCACAAGGCGAAUUGCCCGAGAACAAUGGCCAAUUGGCUACAUCGAAUCGCGAAUCUGAAAGCAAGAUUCUCGCCAAGAACAACCUCUCUUUGAUUCAGCAGACUGAGGAUGGUGAAGCCGGCUGGAGAUUCUCGAAACCAAUGGGCGGAAGGAUGUUAGAUAUUGACCCAAUUCUAACAGCAGAUGAACAGUGUAUCAUCCUGACAUACAACACCUCGAUACAGGUCUACUCGGCCUCUACCUCGCUACUGAUUCGACGUAUUUCCAUCAGUACUCUGGAAAGCCAAAGCGAAAACCCGACAAGCCCUCCCACCAUCACAGCGACGAGGCUCUCUCUGCUCAACCCGGACUUCGUCUGGGUAGGUUGCUCAGAUGGUCGCAUUUACUUCGUCAACUGGACCCAAGCCUCCCGACCGAAGCAGAAGUUCCAAACCAAAUCCGCCACGGCUAAAGCAUUGGCUCCUGUCUUGAUUGGGCCUCCGAAGAAAUUACGAGAGGCUGUCUUAAUUGUCGAAUCUGAUAAACAGAAUCGGUUGGAUAUCACGGCAUACCUAGGCCCCGAAGAAUCAAAGCACAUCCUCAACUUGAAAAAGAACGGAUUCGGGCUGCAGCUUUUAGAAUCCUACGAAAAUGGCAAGAUCCUGGUUGGUGCCAUCAACGACCAUCUCUUUAUUGGAACCAUAUCAUCUGGGCAAAUCGAAACCUUGGCUCAACUUUCUUAUGAAUUCUUCUCCUUUGAUACCCCCGACCUAAUUACGUGCCUGGACACGAAGGUCACCUCUCAAAACUCGGGCUCCCAAUCGCGCGUCAACAUCCUUGUUGGCGGAGCAAGGGGCGCUAUUCAUUUAUACCAUGAUGCGCUGUCUCGGUUACAAGCAAUCGGCAAAUCAAAGUCGGAAAAGAAUACGAUACAGGCUCAAAAGUAUCACUGGCACAGAAAGGCUGUUCAUUCCGUCAAAUGGUCUCAUGAUGGCAAUUACAUGAUCUCCGGUGGCUCAGAAAACGUCCUCGUCUUGUGGCAGAUGGAUACGUCGAAGAAAGAUUUCUUGCCGCAUCUUUCUGGAAGCGUGGAGAAUAUUGUUGUAUCCCAAAGUGGCUCAUCCUAUGUGGUGCAUCUGGAUGACAACUCCGCAAUGAUCCUCUCAACUGCGGAAAUGAAGCCAACUGCCUACGUAUCAGGCCUACAAUCAGCAUCCGCACAUGUCUCUAUUCCCAAAGAUCUGCUCGUACAACGUGUAUGGAGCGCCCCAGAGCAAGUUAAGCGGCCGAUUCCCGCAGCCAUUCGCCCCACCGAACCUUCCAAGCUUCAUGUUUGUGUGGGCAAUGGUCGACAGGCUGCAAUGUCUGGAGAAUUCUCAGCACCCUUGCUACAGUCAUUUGACCUAGAGUCUUUCACAAGCGCCAAUAGGCAACCGUUGGCAAGGACACAACCAACUGAUGUGAAUAUCACGAACAAGGGAAACCCCAUCGAUGAGCCUCUCAUCACUCACAUUUCAUUUUCCGCGGAUGGAAGAUGGCUUGCGAGUGUUGAUGAAUGGAAACCAGCUGAGAGAGAUGUGGACAACGUGAGCAACGACCAAAGAAACCAGUUCAUCAGGGAGAGACAUGAAGUCUAUCUGAAGUUCUGGGAAGUUAGAGCGAGUGACGACUCAGCUGCCUUAGUCUCCAGAAUCAAUGCCCCCCAUGCUACAAGCCAACCGGAGUCAGUUCUCGACUUGGCCGCAAACCCAGUCUCGUCUAGCUUCGCUACAAUUGGAAGUGAUGGGAUGGUCCGGGUAUGGCGCCCUAAGGUACGACAACAAAACGGCAUUGUUGCCAAGUCAGCCAACGGCAAGGAUGCCUACACUUGGAGUUGCUCGCAGGUGAUUCCUGUUGGAGAGGUUUUUGGACAAGACGCCUCGGUUGACUUGGUGAACGCCACAAGCAUAAGUGAGCCACAGGGCGCAAUCGCUUUCUCUGAGGAUGGUUCAACCAUCUUUGCAGCCUUCCAAUCUACGGAUAGUGGUGUAGUCUAUGUUAUUGAUGCAGCAUCUGGCGAAGUUGUGAAGAUUCUUGAAGGGCUGUGGAACGGCAGGAUGCGUUCGAUCAAGGCUUUGGGAACCUUCCUCAUCGUUCUAUCCGAUCAACUCCGUGUUUACGAUGUUGUGGGUGACGAGUUGAGAUAUGGGAUCGAAAUUCCAACGGGUGGGCCGGAGAGCUCGCUUCUAAACAUGGCCGUCGACCAGGCCUCUGGCCACUUCAUUCUUGCCGUCCCUGCUGGUGCCUACUCAAGAGUGGGCAUUUUUGAUCCUGAGCAAUCUGAGCCACUUCUCGUGCGCAACUUGCCUCACCGGAUUGUCAGCCUGGUGUCGACACCAAACCAGAGUGGAUUUGUCGCUGUUGACGAUGCCGCCCAAGUCUGGACGAUAUCAGAAGGAUCUGACCCAUCAUCUCUCGCUGUGGUGCAGCCUUUGGAUGACCUGCGAUUGGAUGAAGGAUCCGAAUCUGUUGAUGUUCCCGACGAAACAAAUGAUGAACCACAAAGCGAAGACGAAGAUGAGCAAGAAAAAGCCGACCAAGACGUUGGAAUGGAAGAAGAUGAUGAUGAUACCUACUCCAGUGUUGUGGUAUCCCAACACCUUGCAGACAUCUUUGAUGCUGCGCCGGCUUUCGCCGCACCGUCCAUCGAGGACAUGUUUUACAAGGUCACGGGGCUUCUCGCAGCCAAGCCGUUGGUGGCGGAACAGCGAUGA